ACUGCCCCCUGUGAAAUUCCUGACUGCCAGGGUGAUUCCUCCGGUCACUGAGGGCUGCUUCCUACUGCAGCCAGCCUAGCGUGCGCUCUGGGGCAAACUAUUUAAUAACCUCUGGAUAAAUGAUCAACCACUGGAAUGAUAUCUCCAGCGAUAAAGGGUUGAUGUUUCCACACCGGGCGCCCCCAGGGUCGCUUUCCAGCCUGACUGCGGACCGCUCUCCCCCCCUGUCAGCCUCCUGAUCAGCCCGCUGACCGCCUGCAGCUCGACCGCACCGCGCACAAGGUUCCUCUGCCUGGACAGCACUGCGUCGCCAUGGACACAGAGUCCACCUACUCCGGCUAUUCCUACUACUCCGGACGCUCCCGGGGGUCCCACAGGCAUGGGGAGCGAAGCCGGGACAGAGAUCGCCACAAGUCCCGCAACAAAGACAGCCGCUCAGAAAAGUCUGUAACGAUAAACUCGCCGCCCGCUGAGCCACUGCUGGGCGACUCGUCUGUCCGGGGGGGGGAGCAGGUCCAGGAUGACAACUGGGGCGAGACCACCACGGCGGUCACGGGCACCUCGGAGCACAGCCUGUCCCAGGAGGACAUUGUGCGGAUCACCAAGGACCUGGAGGACAGCGUGGGGCUGGACUGCCGGCGGUACUUCACCCUGACGCUGGCCGUGGUCAUGGGCCUGCUGGUGUUCCUGACGCCCGUGGCCUUCCUGGUGCUGCCCCACCUGCUGUGGCCGGAGAAGCUGCAGAGCUGCGGCACGGCCUGCGAGGGCCUCUUCAUCUCCGUGGCCUUCAAGCUGCUCAUCCUGCUGCUGGCCGUCUGGGCGCUCUUCUUCAGGUCGCCAAGGGCCGGCCUCCCGCGGGUCUUUGUGUUCCGGGCGCUGCUCGCCGUGCUGGUGCUGCUCUUUGUGAUGUCAUACUGGCUGUUUUAUGGAGUCAGGAUACUGGACACACAGGACGACAACUACCAGGGCAUCGUGCAGUACGCGGUGUCUCUGGUGGACGCUCUGCUCUUCAUCCACUACCUAGCCAUCGUGCUGCUGGAGCUGCGGCAGCUGCAGCCGUGCUUCUCCGUCUGCGUCAUGCGCUCCACCGACGGGGAGAAGAGGCACUACAACCUGGGCCAGCUGAGCAUCCAGCGGGCGGCUCUGGCCGUCUUGGAGCACUACUACUGCGACUUCCCCGUCCACAACCCGGCGCUGCUCUCCGCCUCCAAGUCCCGCGCUGCCAAGCACCUGGCCGGCCUCAAGGUCUACAACGUGGAUGGUGAGUUCCCAGCAGCCCUGGCUGAGGGUCCGGGGAACAACGCAGCAGCAGGCAUGGCUCACUCUCAGUCCAGAGCCAUGAUCGCAGCCGCAGCCCGCCGCAGAGACACCAGCCACAACGAGCUGUACUACGAGGACGCGGAGCACGAGAGGCGCGUCCGCAAGCGCAAAGCACGACUGGUGGUGGCGGUGGAGGAGGCGUUCACACACAUCAAGCGCAUGCAGGAGGAGGAGCAGAAGAAGACCCCGGUGGACGUGAUGGACUCCCGGGAGGCGGCGCAGGCCAUCUUCCCCUCCAUGGCCCGCGCCCUGCAGAAGUACCUGAGGACCACCAAGCAGCAGCACUGCCACAGCAUGGAGAGCAUCCAGCAGCACCUGGCCUUCUGCAUCACCAACAACAUGACGCCCAAGGCGUUCCUGGAGAGCUACCUGAGCGCGGGCCCCACCCUGCAGUACAGCCGGAGCCACUGGUUGGCCCGUCAGUGGACCCUGAUCAGCGACGCCUCGGUCACCAGCGGCCUAUCGGACGGCUGCGUCUUCCAGCUGAAGUGUGUGGACUUCAGCCUGGUCGUGACCACCAAGAAGAUCCCGUACAUCCAGAUGUCGGAGGAGUACAUCGACCCCAAGUCACACAAGUUUGUCCUGCGGCUACAGUCGGAAACCUCCGUGUAGCUCUCCAAACGCUCUCUUUUUUUAUUCCUCACCCUGUCUCGGAUGUUUUCACUUUGGGUUUGCAGUUUUUAUUUUUUAUAUAUUACAUAUGAAUAUAUAUUACACUCAUGUUUGAAUAUAUUGAUCUUUAUAUGUUUGAUUUGGACGAAAUCAAAAGAUGGCGGUUUGACUCGGACGCCUCGGACACGGUUACGGGUGUAUCUGUGUGUGCACGUGUGUCAUGUUGUGUCAACACAAUCACUCCUUCCUUUUGCUGGAGAGAAAACCACUAAGGACGUCGAUUUUAUGACUUGUAUUUAAAUAUUUGAAACAUGGAAACACAAGACGAAGAUGGUGCCUGUGUUGAAGAAUUUGUACCCUCUUUUUGGACGCAUCCAUCUGGCGUAAAAACUUAAAUCAGACUUUGUAUCAAGUGCACAUUUAUGUUGGUUUCUAAAUGAAAAGACAGAAAGGAUGAUCGCAGCCUGCUCAAAGAGGACGUCAGACUGUUUUCCUCAUCACUACCCCUACACCUGAAGAGCUCCAUACACUUGGGUGCUUAUUCUCUGAUCUUCUCCAGGUGCAGUGGAGCAACAUGAGGGAUAUUUCCACUCCAGUUGGGAACAACACACACAUGUUAAACAACGAUGCGGAUCAUGAGAGACGCUCAUGGACGCAUGCCCAAAAACAUUUGCCCUGCCUCAUCGGUUCACUAACCUUCUCCGGACGCGAUGGAAGGGGAAAGCAGAGACAGGAAUAACCAUGUCACAAAAAAAAGUACUACUGAAUACUCCCUGUGCAGGUUACUGAAGUUUAAAUACUGUAUAUUCUCAUAUAAAAGGCCACAUUUGAUUAUCCUUGACUGCUCCCUGAUCUAAACACUGCAGCUCGCAUAGUCAAUCUAGUAUAAUGAGUAUUUCCACUGAACUGCAUAUAUCAGUACAACAGUCAGGUCAUGUUGUUGACAUACAAUAUUGUUUUUAUACUUUCGUACUCCUGCUCAAUGUCAAACUACCGUCAACAUUUCCUGACGUUUUUCACACUAAAAGCCCAGCUAAAUGUGGUAAGCAAAGGUGUAACAAGUACAACUUUAAGGUACUUGUACUUUACUGACGUUGUUUUUUAGUUUAGUGUGAAAUAUUGUACUUUUAUUCUGAUUUGCAUUUCAAUCAUUUACAUUUAAACGUAAUUUAUUUGACUAUUUGUCGGGCAAAUCACUUUGGUUUAUUGUGACGGAAUUUCCAAUUUCUUCACAAUUUUUAACCAAAGAUAUAGUUUGCUUAAUCCGUAAUGAUUAUAAUCAUAAAUUAAUUAAUAUAAUAAUUAAUAAUGAUAAUAGUUUAAACAGUCACAGGAAACCUUUCUGUAAUGCAUUUGUAUAGUUAUACUUACAUACUUUUUAAAGGUAACAUUUUCAAAACAGGACUUUGACUUUUCACUGUGUGGUAUUUAUAAUUGGAAUAAAGUAUAGUACCUUCUCUACAACUACUGGUUAGCGCUCGACUGUAACAGCCAAUUCAUUUGGAAAUUCUGGAGGAAUGUGACAAGACCCUCUGCAGUGCUGUGGAAAUACACAUUACACUGAAUUUGCCAACCCAACAGGGCUAAAUAAGGGCCAAUAUUUGAGAAUGUACAGUAUUUAAAGUAUGAUUUUAUCUUUCAGGGCUCACACAGUUCACUUGUAUGACUAUACAUGCAGUAUGAGAUGACAAAGAGUGUGUGAAGGGCGGAACCUCCUUUUAACUAGUCUGUCUGGUUUUCUUUUACUACCUUGUCUCACCUCUUACACAGUUUCCAGAUCUUUCUUUCACCUGAUUAAGCCAGAAGAAUGCAGUUCAAUUAAGCUAAAGGCACAACAAUGAACUGAUCAGGCAUAUUAACUUAAGUAUUAAAAGAGAACUUCUAGAAGAAAAGUGAGUGAUUAUCUUCUGUCUGAGAGCAGGGUUGUCCAGUGCUGCCCUCUGGCUGGGAAACCUGAUAUUUUUGGUGUGUGUGCCUGGACGAAGCACUGCUCAUUUUAGCAAACUUUUCCACUAUACACUUCUAACUUUUAAACCACCUUGGGAGAACUUUAAAAAAACACACUUUUGCUGUUUUGAAAGGUCACAUUUUGUACCGGCAGAGGAACUUUGUACGAACCCAAUGUGACUGUGCCUCCUGUUUUUACACUGUAUCUAUUUAUGUAAACAUGCAUGUGUGUCUGAAUGUAUAUAGAUGCCAUUCCAGUUCACACGACAACCCCCCCCCCCCCCCCCUACAUCUCCACCAUGUGUCGCGCUGUUGCCAGGUUACAGUGCUCUGUUGUGGGGACGGAUACAUGAUGAUGCUUUGGCGUUUGCAAUGUAAGACAUGGUUCAGUUUCACAGCAUUAGCAUUUGUAAAAACAAUAAACAUUUUUAUGAACAUUUGUAACAUUGGA
This is a messenger RNA of Gymnodraco acuticeps, 4330 nucleotides long. RefSeq names its product vang-like protein 1. The transcript has 9 exons. Gene Ontology annotation, cellular component: plasma membrane. NCBI's taxonomy places the organism in Eukaryota, Metazoa, Chordata, Actinopteri, Perciformes, Bathydraconidae. The record is from RefSeq and is a predicted model, not a curated record. Gene Ontology annotation, biological process: multicellular organism development. Bases 313 to 1932 code for a protein of 539 amino acids.